This is a messenger RNA of Solea solea (common sole), 3128 nucleotides long. RefSeq names its product chromodomain Y-like protein 2. Gene Ontology annotation, cellular component: nucleus. NCBI's taxonomy places the organism in Eukaryota, Metazoa, Chordata, Actinopteri, Pleuronectiformes, Soleidae. The transcript has 7 exons. The record is from RefSeq and is a predicted model, not a curated record. Gene Ontology annotation, molecular function: transcription corepressor activity. Bases 311 to 1846 code for a protein of 511 amino acids.
CAUGCAGACCAUCAGGCUGUGUGUGUGCAUUCUUAGCCGGGGACUAGUUUUCACUCCUCCAUUCGGGUUAAGGGUAAACAGCACCGCCCCGAUGGUUGUUUGUUUGAAGUGUGGAACGAUCUAUCGCACAGCGCCGGGCUCGAUUGACACUGUCUGCUGAUCUGCUACUGCGGAUUGCUCAGAAUAACAAGGCUGCUCGCUAAUUCCCGUCUAUCGGGGCUUUCGCCGAAGCACCGAGAGAGUGUUGGGUCCUCAAAAAAAGCCAACAAGGCAGGCAAGACCGCCGCGCCGCCGGAGUCCGCACCCCAGAAUGGCUUCUGGAGACCUUUACGAGGUGGAGCGGAUCGUGGACAAAAGGCGGAACAAGAAGGGUAAGUGGGAGUACCUGAUCAGGUGGAAAGGCUACGGGAGUAAGGAGGACACAUGGGAGCCGGAGCAUCACUUACUGCACUGCGAGGAGUUCAUCGACCAGUUCAACAGUUUGAGACUGCACUCACACAAGCGGCCCAAAGCUCCCAAAAACCGCGGCGAGUCCCACAUCACCAGCCACCCAUCUGCUCCGGAGAGCUCCAGAGCUCGGUCCGAGUCCCGCAAAAAGAAAAGGACUUGUGGCCCCUCUAUGGGGGUUGGAGUAGGAACUGUUUUAGGGAUUGGAAGUGGAGCGUCAGGACCCACUCAGAAGCAACGGAGGGUGGGUGCGGGACCUGGGAAACACAUUUUAGGAGACAGAAUGAGCAAACCCGUGACUUACAACGCUCCUCUGUCAGCGGGGUCUCAUUUUGUCCCUCCAGUCAGGGUUCCUCAUAACGGACUGCAGAAUGGAGACAUGGAGCCUCCCCUGUACAGAGCAGCGGCGAGGUCACAUCGACCACCCACAGACAAAGUGGAUGGAGAACAAGGAGACGUGGAUCCCACUGGACAGCAGCACGCCACUCAACUAGGCUGCCCUCUCGCCAAUGGAAAGAUGCACCUGCACAGCUCAGCGAAGCGGAAGAUGGCGGAGGAGAAGGGCUACGUGUUCGACAAGCGGCUCAGGUACAACGUGCGACAGAACGAGAACAACUGUCGCUUCCGAGACAUCGUGGUGAGGAAAGAGGAGGGGUUCACGCACGUCCUCCUGUCGAGCCAAACCACAGACAACAACGCUCUGACACCAGAGAUCAUGAAGGAAGUGUGUCGAGCGCUGGGCAAUGCUGCCGUGGACGACAGUAAGCUGUUGCUGCUCAGCUCAGUGGGAACGGUUUUCUGCAGCGGCCUGGAGCCGUCCUACCUGAUCGGGCGUCUGUCCACUGACCGCAGAAAAGAGAGCAGCCGCAUCGCCGACGCCGUGCGGGAUUUUGUGUUGGCGUUCAUUCACUUCAAGAAACCCAUCGUGGUGGCAAUAAAUGGGCCAGCUCUCGGCUUGGGGGCCUCCAUCUUGCCACUGUGUGACGUAGUGUGGGCCAGCGAGAGGGCCUGGUUCCAAACUCCGUGUGCAGCCAUCCAUCUCACCCCAUCCGGAUGCUCCUCAUACACCUUCCCUCAGAUCCUGGGUGUAGCCCUGGCCAACGAGAUGUUGUUCUGCAGCAGGAAGCUCACGGCACAAGAAGCUUGCAGUCGUGGUCUCGUGUCACAAGUCUUCUGGCCCACUACGUUUAACCAAGAGGUGAUGCUGCGCGUGAAGGAAAUGGCAUCAUGCAACGCAGUGAUUUUAGAAGAGUCCAAAUGCCUGGUGAGGAGUAUCGUCAUGUCUCUCCUGGAGGAGGUGAAUGAGAAGGAGUGUCAGAUGCUGAAGCAGUUGUUGAGUUCCACCAAAGGACUGGAGGCGCUCUUCAGUUAUCUGCACAGCAAGACAUAUGAGAAGUAACCGUCCACGCGAAGGGAACCAGGGACGGUCAGUCUGACGGAGGGAAACUCAGGACGCUAAGGUUGCAAACUAAAGGAAAAGUUGCAUUGUUGUUUCCAUUCAUCAGCAAAAGGGGGAAUACACUGAUGUUCUGUUUGCUUCUAUUGCUGCCGACAAAUUGUUUCCUUAUCACCAUCUUUUUAAAGCAAGCUUUCGAUUGGACAUACAACUGUCCAUGUCCAGAGGUUUGUCUUUUUUCUUUCUCAAGAGCAAAGGGCCAAAUGCACAUUGCAACGUUUCUGCACCUCUGUGACUCGCGUGACAUCGAUGUCUUUCAGAAAGCACAUGUUAAAGUAAUGUUAAUAUAUAUUAAUUUAUAUUUAUUUCACAUGUUUAAAGACAGCUGUUUAUAUAUUAUACAUGUUUCCAUCCUUCCUUUGUUUGAGUUACUCACUGUUUUUCAAUUGUAAACCAAAGUCUGCAUGAGAACCGUUUCCUCGCUCGUGAACGUGCACAUUCCAUCUGCUCUGUACGGACAGGAGAAAACUACCAGGACUGUGGCCGUGAAUCAUCAAAUUCAGACGUUGCUAAAAGACAAUUGAAGCUUGGUGUCGUGUUCUUGUUCACUUCCAUGUAGCUGAUGAAAGCCAACAGGAAUAGUUGUGCCCUUUGUCUUCAGGCCCCGGUAUAUUUCUGCACCAAAGUGCAAGGUCCCUGGCGCGGACCGUGGUAUAGUCACGCGUCAGGGUCCUGUAGUAUCUCACUUCAAGUCCGGACGCAGGGAAUAGGACUCAUUCCUACCAAAGAAGAAGAGAGCGAUGCUGUGGCCCUCUUUACACCUGGCAUUAGAAUGCAUUCCCUGUGGUCAGAUACCACUUCACCACAUGCAUUUACACCUGGUGUCCACAUCAAGAUCCGAUUUCCAGCGACAGACUACAGUGUCACAUCCUGUGUACCACUAUAUCAACAACAAUGUUAGUAAGAAAGUGGUCAGGCGCUAUCCGAUUGGAAUCCAAUCACAGAAAUCGCAUAUUCUAAACAAACCAUGAUCUGUUUCUGGAUAUAAAAGCUGAAGAUAGUAAGUCAACUAAAUCUAAAAAAAAAUGAUUUAUGAUCAAGUUCAAAUGCACUUACCCAUGCAGACGCUGGCAUUCUUCAUGCGCUCCUCCUCUCCAGAUAUGGUUGCUGGGGUAGGCAACCUAUUUUUUGGCGUUUGAUCCAAAAAAAAUUACAUAAUUUUCCUUUGAUGGAACGUAUGUUUUUUUGUUUUCUUUUCAAAUCAAGGAAAAAAAGUGGAAAAGGA